Messenger RNA from Brassica rapa (field mustard), 8591 nucleotides. RefSeq names its product cytochrome P450 708A2. Lineage: Eukaryota; Viridiplantae; Streptophyta; Magnoliopsida; Brassicales; Brassicaceae. Gene Ontology annotation, biological process: multicellular organism development; brassinosteroid homeostasis; sterol metabolic process. The record is from RefSeq and is a predicted model, not a curated record. Gene Ontology annotation, molecular function: monooxygenase activity; iron ion binding; heme binding.
AACUAUUUUUAAAAUUUUUAUUUUCAAAUUUUUAAUAUUUAUUUUUUAUUUUAUAAAAUUUUAAAUUUCAAUCUCAAAUUCUCACCCCUCAACUCUAAACCCUAAGGUUUGAAUUAGUUAAUCCUAGGGGUAUAAGUAUAUACUCUUUAAUGAAACAUUUUGGUCAUUUUGAUUCUUAGGGUCUAUAUUUGUGAUAUAAACUUUGGUAGUGCUAUUCUAGGGUAUUUCUCAAUAAAUAAUAACAAACUUGGAAAAUAAGCAAGGAAAAUUACCAAAAAUACCACAUUUAUAGUACCAUAUUUCAUUUUUACACUAACAACUUUGACCCUCACUUUUAAUGAAGGAUAAAUUAUAUUUAUAACCAUAGGGUUAACUAAUAUAGACUUAGGAUUUAGAGUUGAAGGGUGGAGUAUGAUUUAUGAAAUGUGAAAUUCAGGAUUCUAAUAAAUAUAUAAAUAAAUAUUUAUAAUAUAUAUAUAUAUAUAUAUAUAUAUAAAUUUAAAAUAGUUUCAGAAAUAAUUUUCGAUUUUUAAAAAGAAAUUUUGAAAAAAAAAAUCCAAAAAAUUAUAAAAAAAUUUUGAAAAUGUAUAAUUCGGAAUAAAAAAUAUUCUUUUAUUUAUUUAAAUAAUUAUUUAUUAUAUAUAUAUAUAUAACAAUGGUACAAGAGUGUUUUGCUACUUAAUGAAAAAUUAUUUUUGAUAAUAUUUUUUUACUGGUAAUAAACAUGAAUAAUGGUACCAAAAGGUGAUAAAUAUGAAAAUUCAUGAAUAAGCAAAUAGUAGUGAUUAAGUCACAUACAACCAGAAAAAUCAACUUAAUAUAGUCAAAGAUGUUUGUCUUACUUGGUGAUUGUCCAUGUGUUUUGCGUGAUAUUGAAAAAGCAUUUUACAAAAUUAAUGAUAUAUAACAUGUUAGUUAUAAAUAUGCAUAAAAGAUUGAAUCAAUGUUAAUGUUAAAUAACAAUUAUGUGAGCUGUAGAUUCUAAUGUAGUAAAUUUAAUAAUAACAAACUUGAAAAAAGUUAGUUGUAGUGAUAGAAUCACAUACAACUAGAAAAUCAUCUUAAAAUAGUCACUGAGGUCUUACUUGGUGGUUGUCUAUGUGUUAUGCAUGAUAUUUUAAAAAAUAGUAUACUAAUGAUAUAUCAAUAUAUUAUUUGAUAUUUUAUGCACACAUGAUUGAAUCAAUGUUAAUAUUAAAUAACAACAAUGUGCGCUGUAGAUUAUAAUGAAGUAAAUUAAAUAAUAACGAAGCUGGAAAAUUAUUUGGUAAUAGUGACUGAAUCACGUACAGCUAGACAAAUCAGCUUAAGUGAACGAAUAAUAUACAGUUAGACAAAUCAACUUGGAUUAUUGGUUCUAGUAUUUUAAUAGAUUUAGAAAUCCUUCUUGGAUUUAUAAAUUUUGAUAAAUCCAUUGAUUUUAGAUUCAAACAAGAAGAUUUCAUAAUAAUGAUAUAGAUUUAAAAGUCAAAAUAAGUAAAUUAUUAUAAACCAGUCAAAUGGAUUUGUAAUAAGUUCAGUUUUAUAGUAAAAUAAUAUAUAUAUAUAAACUAAAACACAUGUUUAUCAUUUCAUAUGUUAUUUUUAUGACAUAAAAUCUCUCCACAUAUUUGUUGUCAUUGUCGGUAUCACUUGAUUGGCAUGUUCUCUUUACAGAUUUUGAAUUACAAAAGUUUCUUCAUCAUUUUUAUUAACUUUUUAAGAUAUUUUUCAUCAUCAGUCUUUUUCUCCAGGAAAAUUAUAUGUUCUAUAGAACUUCCAAGAAAAUUAUGUAAACCAGCCCAUGCAAGUACAAUAUCCAUUUGUGUCUUGUAAGGCAGAUUUUAAAAAAAAAAGGCAUCAAGAUUUGAACAAAAAUCCUCUCGAUAACAUUUCUCAAUGAAUCAUGACUUAAUUAAAUAACUAUGUCAUUUUGCGAGCUGAGACACUACCUGACUAGGCCUGGGCAUCCGGAUCUUCGGAUCGGGUUCAAAUCGGUUCUUAUCAGAUUUGGAUCCUUCGGAUACUAGAUAUUUGGAUCCAACUAGAUACUUACAAAAAAUUAUUUGGGUUCGGAUCGGUUUCUAUCGGAUCAUGGCCAGCUCGGGUCUAUAGUUUAUAUACCCACAACAUUCCCGUAAUUUUCGGGUAUAUUUCGGAUUGGCUCGGUUCCGGUAUUUCAAACCUAAAGUACUCGAACUAGACCCAUAUCCGAAAACCCAAAAAAUACCCUAAAACGCGAAAUACCCGAAUUUUUACAUGAAGUUUGAUCUAAAGAUCUAAAAAUACCCAAAAUUUUAUUUAAAUACCCGAAUUAUAUUUUUGAAAAUCAAAAAAAUUUACCCAAAAAUCCAAACCCGAAACUUAUAAAAAUUAUCAGUAAUACCAAAAAUAUACCCAAACAUCCAAAUAUACCCAAUAUACUAAAAGUUUCGGAUAUUUUGGGUACCCAAUCAAUCAAGUUUCAGAUAGGAUAUGGACCCGAACCGAGAUCCGUGGUCUAAAAUAAUUAUACCCAAUAGUUAGUUUAGCCUAGAUCGGAUCCGAAUUUAUACUUUUGGGUCGGUUCCGAUUCGGGUCUUAGAGUCUGGAUAAAACGCCUAGGCCUACUGCCGACGCCAGGAGAGGAGGCGCCUCCGACGUUCACGGAUUCCAAAGAGGCUUCUCGCUUUUGGUGCCCGAGAGGAAACUAGAUUACGGCUAGUCAAUCAAUCUUGUAUAUUAAUGUCAAACAAAAACCAUAUGAGCCUUGUAGUCAAACGAAGUUAAUUGAGGAAUAAUCUAAUAGUGAUCGACAAAACGAAUCAAGAAAUAUUACGUGGUUUCGGGCCCAGAGAAUUAGGGAUUCGGCCCGAACUUUAUAGCAAUUCAAAAAGAAAAACGAAUCAAGUUACGCGUGUUUGUCUAUUGCAUGAUAAUAUACGAUGCGUUCAUAUGAAGAAAAAAAAUAUUGUGCACCAGUGUGUAUGUCAGUACUGGUGUAUGUAUCGGUUGUUCAUGUGGUUGUUCUAUCACCAUCAAAUGGCUUUAAUUUAUUAAAUUUGGGAGAUAAGAAGACAAUGUAACUGAUAAAUAAGAACUAACUUAUUGUGAUUUAUUAGCAUGCAUUUUUUUUUUUUGCUAAACAUGCAUUUUUUUUUCAACUUACAUUUCUUAAUAGACCAUUCUUAACUAACUAAAUCAUUAUAUAAAAUCAAUAAUGUAAGUUAAUAAUCAUAUGAGCUAAAUUGAAUAAUAAACAACACGACGAAUAAGACAAUUAUGGUUGAAUCAUCCAACGGGAAAAUCGGCUUUAGUCAUAAGGUUUGCCUGACUUAGCUGUUGUCUAUUUUUUUGCAUGAUAGGUUAUUCUAAAAGAUCAUAUCCACAUGCGUAUAUAAUUGUAUAUUAAGUUUACAUAAAUUAAAAGAUUUGUGUAUCAGUCUACAUGUAUUACUGUAACAUGUGCUUAUUUUGUCACCAUUAUGUGGUUUUGUUAUUAAUUAACUGGGAGAGACUAACAAUACAUAUCAACCAAUUAACAAAACAAAAAAACAAUUAAUGAACAUGUGCAAAUUUUAUAUUAUAUAUUUGACUGAUUUCAUGGAUCAAGAAAAAUGAUGACAUGGACUAACUAAAAUUAAUUUACUUGAAACAAAAAACUUAUUGAAAACUUGAAAAAAAUACCUUCAUUUAAAAAUAUUAAAGGAUAAUUUAUUGGAUUAGUAUUAUCCUUCAAAUAUUUUUACCAAACCGUUUAUAUUUUUCAUUCAUAGAUAUAUCAAAAAUAAACUAUCUUGAUCAUGAAAACAUAUUUAUUUAGCUUAAAAUACAAACAUAAGAAAUUUGCACAUAUAAAUAUUGAUGAAAAUUAUCUUUUUUUUGUCAUCAGCAUAAAAAGACUCAUGAAGACACAUUCAUAUAAAUUCAAAAAAAAACUUACUGUUUUUAAUUAUAAAAAAGUGAAAAUAUCCAAAUAUAUAAUAAAUAUUUUCAUCAACAAAUAGUUAUUAAUAAUAUCUAAAUUUUGAAAACAUUUUCCAGACCAAAAAUUGAUGAUAAGAUUUUAUGAGUCAUUUAGAAAAAAGAAUCAAGAUUUUACUUAUUAAAUGAUCAUAAUUUAUUUUUUGAAAUCAUAUAAUAUAAAUGAUAAAUUACUAUAAUUUAUACAAAUAUUUUUUCUUUAUAAAAGAGUUCUGAGAUUUAAAACUUUUUUAAUUAAACAUAUACAUAUAUUUAAAAUAUAAAGAAAAGAAAAAUAAAUAAAUAAUUUAAUUACGAAUAUUUUUAAUUCAUAAACUUCUCAUUAAAUUAACAUAAGACAUUAUAAUAAAUUAUCAUAUAAUCUAAUAUUAUCAUUAGACUUGUUUUACUAAUGGAUUUUUUACCAAAAAAUAUAGAGUUCAAAUUGAAAUAUUAAAUUAUUGCAUUACAUGAUAUGAUUCCAAGUUUUAAGUAGUUUGAAAACAUUGAUUCAUAACCUCUAGUUUACCAAAUUAUUAGAUUAAUUAUGUUCUUUAGAGUCUUUAGAUUAAGAAGCAAGGAUAAAAUAAAUUUCUGGUACAAGUCAUUAUCAUAUCUAAUUGAUUUCUUAUAUUGGAUUAAUUUGGUUGUAUUCAAAAUAAUAUUUGCAUCAUCUAAAAGACUAAAACAUACUAUUUACCAUUAUUAAAUUUUAUUUCUGAUAAAUAUAAAUAUAUUUUAUAAGUGUUACCAUAAUUCAUAAUUUCUCUCGCAUAAAGUGCGGGUAGCUACCUAAUCUAAAAUAUGUGGUUUGAAACACACAUCUUUUAUUACAAUAAAAAGUAAUAAUAAUAAUAGAUGAAGAUUAUUAUGUGUGAUGUGAUUUUUAUGGAGAACAAGUUAAAGAAAAUAAAUGAUUUAAUGAAGAUAAUUAUGUGUGAUGUGCCAGACCGCAUUUCUCUCCCGUCUGCGUUCAUCUUCGUCUCUCUCAUGUCUUCUUCGUUGUUCUGUGGCAGUGAGAGUGGUGUUCGGUUGGUUCCACCGAUAUGAUCCUCCCUCGUCUGAAUCGGAGCUCUCCAGUUUUUUUUCCGAGAUUCAGUCAAGUCUCGCCAAGUUGGUGGCGGUGCUGCGUCCCGCCAAAUAUUUUCUUUAUAAAAUCAUUUCACCAAGUUUCAUCUUUAUAAAAUCAUUUUACAUAGAUAUAUGAAUUACUUCUUAUACCCUAAUUAUACCAAUAUAUUAUUAUAAUUCAUACAUUUAUCAAUAAUGACUAACCAUUCAAAUUAUUUCCAGUGUAAAGGAUCCAAAAUGAUCUAGAAUAAAAAUGAGAGAAUUUUGAUUACAUUUUCAAAGUUUGAAUAGCCUAACAAGCUAUUCUAACGAUAAACAUAUAUCACGUUAUAUGGUCGGGUGGUCAAGGCGUUUUGUGGAUCUCUAAAGAGAUCUGAAUUUGAAUUUGCUCCACACAAGAUUUCCAUGCAUGUGGCCACUAGAGCUUUCACAUUCUCUCUUUGGAGAAUGGUUUACCAACAUAUAGCACAUUAUUUAUUUAUUUUUAAUCAAAAAUGUAGUUAAUGAUAAUAAUUAUAUGAUUUUAUGAUUUUAGAACGUAAAUCUUUCUACUUUUAAAUAUAUAAAUUAUACUAUUCACAAUAUAUCUACACUCCUUCAAAUAUCUUCUUAAGUUAACUAAAAUGAAAAUUAUUGAAAUCUAAUCUAUUAAUAAAAUAACUAUAUGAAAUAAAUUUUAAUUUUUCAUAUGAUUUACGAAAGAUAGCACUAAUUUUUGGUAAAAGAUAAUAUUUCAGUAAAAUUAUCUUUGUCAUACAAAAGAUGGAAAAAUCAUGUGAUAUUUCUUAAGAAGAUUUAUAUAUUUCGUUGUUACGGGUAUUUAGGAUUAAAAAAAAAACCUGAAACUCUACACAAAUACUUGGAAAUAUUAAAAACACCCAAAAUUUUUAAAAUUUUACCCGAAUCUAACUUGAGAAACUGAAAAUACGUAAAAUUUAUCUGAACACCAGAAACAUAUUUAAAAAAAUGAAAUUUUACCCGAAACCCGAAACAAUAACCAAAAUCCAAAUCCAAAAUUUAAAAGAAUAUACAUAAUAUCAAAAACAUUUCUAAAAUACCCAAAUAUACCUAUGACGCCCACAAAAAUUCGGGUACUUUGGAUUCCUGAUCGGGUAGGAUCCAGACCCGAACCGAAACACACAGGUCCAGAAAAUACCUAAUAUGUAUUUUUUCCUGGAUCCGGGCCUGAACCGAACCUAUACUUUCAAGUCAGUUUUUGUUUAUUUUUUAAGAUCUAGGUAAAAUAUUGUUCAAACCUAAGAAAAAAUUACAUAAGAGUGUACCUACAAAUUUUAAAUAAACUAAUUCAUAAAUUAUAUAAUUUUAUUAUUCGAUACAAUACGACUAUAUAACAUAAUCAUGUACAACAAUUCCACAAUACUAAUUCAUAUCAUAUCAAACUUUGUCUAUAAUUAAGAAAAACUAUGCGUUUUCGAAGCGCGGUUCAAAAAUCUAGUUGCGACUUGAAAUAUCUUUUUACAAAUCAGGAAAAAUGUUUGUCAUUUACACAAGCAUGGGGUAAAUGGUGAAAACAUAUUAAGUUUGAGAAUAUGACACUGACAUUACGAUGUAUAUGAUUCAUAAACAUGUACAAAGUAACAUAUUAUAUGGUGAAAACUACAAAAUCUAGGUUUAAUCGACAAAUCUAAAACUCUUGGGCAAAAUCAAAUUUGUAAAAUUUUAACUAAACAUGGAUUUCAUAAUCUAAACUGGAUUCAUAUUUAAAUAAAUAAAUAAUUUAGAAAUUUAUUUAUAUAAAAGAAAUAAUAUUUUUAAGUAUUUAUCUGCCGCUCUCAGUAGUAACUUUAUUACAAGUUAACCUGGGAAAGUUCUCGGCACCAAACUAAAACCAUAGACAUAUAUUUGUUUAUAUAAUCUAAGACAAAGUUGUAGGGAGGGCAAAACAUCUAAACUCCAGAGGGAUGAGUUUCAUGUGGAACGUUGUGUAUGUGAUCAUCGCCUUAGUGGUUGUGAAGAUCAGCCAGUGGUUGUGGCAAUGGUCGAACCCAAACUCCAAGGGCAGUGGCAAGCUACCGCCGGGGUCAAUGGGUUUUCCAAUCGUCGGAGAGACUUUUGAAUUCUUUAGGUCUUCUGGAUUACUCGAGAUCCCACCUUUUUUUCAGAAGAGGAUGCUAAGGUACGGGCCAUUGUUUCGGACCAACAUUUUGGGCUCUAGGACGGUGAUUUCGACGGACGCAGAUGUUAUAUACGAGAUUUUCCGGCAGGAGAACCAGUCUUUUAUACAAAGCUAUCCGGAUAUUUUUGUCAAGGUACUUGGAAAAGACAAUGUGUUUUUCAAGACAGGAGACAUACACAGACAUAUCAAACAUGCCACUAUGCAUCUCAUUGGCUCGGAAGGUUUGAAGCGAAAGAUGAUAGGAUUUAUGAACCAGACCACCCGCGAGCAUCUUAGAUGGAAGGCUACCCAGGGCGCUUUCAACCUUAGGCAUGCUGCUUCAAACUUGAUAGUAUCGUACAUAACACCGCAGAUGAUUAGUAAUCUAAAACCAGAAACUCAAGAAAAGCUUAUCGAUCAUUUCAAAACUUUCAAUAUUGAGUGGUUUCAGUCACCUUUCGCGCUCGCUACCUGGAAGACUGUCUACAAAGUCCUUAGGGCACGAAAAGAAGCAGUCAAGAUAAUUACCGAAGCUCUGGAGAAGAGGAAAGAUUCAAUAGAGAAACAAGGAGACUUCCUCGAUACAUUGCUAGAGGAGAUGAAGAAAGAAGGGAGCAUUUUUUACAAAGAGUCUAUUGUAAGCCUACUAUUAAAUAUUGGAUUCGUCUCUAGAGAUUCCACUUCUUACGCUACCGCUUUAACCGUCAACUUUAUCUCAAAAAACCCAAGAGUGCUUACGGAGUUGAAGAGAGAGCAUGAGGCGAUUGUACAAAAGAGAGACGAUAAAGAACCAGGACUUGGCUGGGAUGAGUAUAAAAACUGCAUGCCUUUCACCCGCAUGGUUAUCUACGAGUCGCUUCGGCUGGCAAACUUGGGAACCAUAAUCUUUAGAAAGGCUGUGAAAGAUGUCGAAGUCAAAGGAUACACGAUUCCAGCGGGUUGGAUAGUGGCCGUUGCACCUUCAGUGGUUCACUAUAAUUCUGAAAUCUAUGAGAAUCCAUUGGAGUUUAAUCCAUGGAGAUGGGAGGGGAAAGAUUUGCAGUCGCCAGGGUCUAAAACAUUGAUGGUGUUUGGAGGUGGAGCAAGACAGUGUAUAGGAUCAGAUUUAGCGAGACUUCACUUGGCAGUCUUCAUUCAUCAUUUUGUAACCACUUACGAUUUCUCGGUGGUCCAAGAAUGUGAGAUAUGUCGGGUACCAUUUCCUUUCUUCACCAAGGACCUGGUUAUAAACAUCUCCCCCAAGUCUCCCAGCUAGGUGAACGCUGCAGUUCCAUAUCUGAAAAAUCAGAUCAUAAUAAUAUUUUCCAAUUCUCCUUUCAUGCUUUUUAAUUUCCUUCUUAAUGCAAAUAACGAAUAGUCCCGAGGAAUUUACGAAUCUUUCUGGGAUUAUUGGUAGAUGGACUCUAAAGAUUAGAAUUUGUAAGCUCCAUUGCUCUUGGUUUAUAAAAUUUAAACAUUUUUAAUGAAAUAUGUUGUUAUUGUU